Messenger RNA from Bufo bufo (common toad), 2324 nucleotides. It is a transcript of the gene LIN9, whose product is annotated as lin-9 DREAM MuvB core complex component. Gene Ontology annotation, molecular function: DNA binding. Gene Ontology annotation, biological process: regulation of transcription by RNA polymerase II; DNA-templated transcription; regulation of cell cycle. The transcript has 15 exons. Bases 133 to 1818 code for a protein of 561 amino acids. NCBI's taxonomy places the organism in Eukaryota, Metazoa, Chordata, Amphibia, Anura, Bufonidae. Gene Ontology annotation, cellular component: transcription repressor complex; nucleoplasm. The record is from RefSeq and is a predicted model, not a curated record.
GCACGCACGGCGCGUCGUGUGUUUGUGGUGACGUCACGUUCUCGCCCAGCAACGCGAGCGGGAUCGCGAAUGGCGGCGCAGAGAGGGGAGUUCAAACCCAACGGAGGCUCGUCCUGCCCGUGACUCGGCAACAUGAAGCGGAUGAAGACGGCGCGUACCGCCGCGGCUACCGGAGCCGAGGCGGAGGACGAAGACGACGUGCUGCAGGGCCCGGAUCUGGCGGACGUGGAAGAUUCUUCAGCGAAGGCGCUGGUCAGUCUGAAAGAAGGAAGUUUAUCAAGUACGUGGAAUGAAAAGUUCUCUCCUCAGAAAACCCUGACGUGGAAAGGCAACCCAGUGACCGAGCUGCCCCACCGGAGUUCGAAAAGGAGCAGACUUAUUAGUGAUGAAGAAGAUCACCAGAUCAAUACCCGAUCACCAAAAAGGAACCAGAAGGCGACCAUGACACCACAGAAGUUAGCAGCCGCCACAACCACACCGGUGAAAAAAGCCUCGCAGAAAAUAGGCUACAGGCUCCGGAAUCUACUGAAACUCCCCAAGGCGCAUAAAUGGUGUAUAUACGAGUGGUUUUAUUCCAAUAUUGACAAGCCUCUUUUUGAGGGGGAUAAUGAUUUCUGUGUUUGCCUAAAAGAAUCUUUUCCAAAUCUUAAGACAAGAAAACUCACCAGAGUAGAAUGGGGAAAAAUUCGACGACUGAUGGGAAAACCUCGAAGAUGCUCUGCUGCAUUCUUUGAAGAAGAGAGGUCGGCACUAGAGCAGAAGCGACAAAAGAUCCGGCUUCUCCAGCAGAGGAAGGUUGCAGACGUUUCACAGUUCAAAGACCUUCCAGAUGAAAUCCCACUUUCCCUGGUAAUUGGAACAAAGGUUACAGCCCGGUUGCGUGGUAUGCAUGACGGCUUGUUCACUGGCCAGAUAGACGCUGUAGAUACCCAGAACUUCACUUACAGGGUUACUUUCGAUAGAAAUGGUCUCGGCACUCACACUAUCCCAGAUUAUGAAGUCCUGAGUAACGAGCCCCAUGAGACUAUGCCCAUUGCUGCCUUUGGUCAAAAACAGCGGCCUCCCCGAAGCUACAUGACUCCUCCACGGUUACAUCAUCCGUCUCAUGCUCAAUCGCCCAGCCUGGAAAUGGAUGCCUUGUUGGCACAAUCAUCUUGGAAAACAAAAUCUUCCAGUUCGGACGGUGACACUAUAGGAGGUUUUCCUGUUGAAUUCCUUGAACAGGUGACCCGAUUAUCAAAGAUCUUGAUGGUCAAGAAAGAACAGAUUAAAAAGCUAAAAGACAUGAAUACAGAAGCUGAAAAGCUGAAAUCCUACUCUGCACCAAUCAGCAUAGAGUUCCAGAGGAGAUACGCGACCAUCGUCCUAGAACUGGAGCAGCUCAACAAGGACCUUAACAAAGUCCUCCAUAAAGUCCAGCAGUUUUGCUGUGAGCUUGCUCAAGAUCAGGGACUUCAGCCAGCGAACCAGCCAACCGACAUGAGACGGCGCUGCGAGGAAGAGGCUCAGGAGAUGGUCCGUCAAGCAAACACGUCCAGCGGGCAGCCAUGUGUGCAGAACGAGAGCUUAACAGACCUCAUCUCCAGGCUCACAGCGAUCCUUCUGCAGAUAAAAUGCCUCGCGGAGGGAGGAGACCUGAAUUCGUUUGAGUUCAAGUCGUUAACAGAGUCGAUUAAUGACAUAAAGAAUUCAAUAAACCCUUCGAACAUCAGGUGUUUUCAGGACAAUGUGGAGAUCCACGUGGCGCACAUUCAGAGUGGUCUGAGUCAGAUGGGAAACCUCCACGCCUUCUCUGCCAAUAACACAAACAGGGACUGAUGAUCGGCCGCGGUUUCCUCGUAGACGGACUUGUCUAUAACAGAUGACAAACUUGUUUCUAUAAAAAAAAAGAAAAUAACAAAAAAGGACGAGAACCAGCAUUACGGACCUCACCUAUUUUAAUUACUUUGUCCUAUGGAUACAGAACUGCACCAAGUGUCUAUCAGCAUCGCCGAGCCACUACCAAAAUCCCGCCAAUUUUCCGAAUGGAGCGGAAAUAGAGCAUUCAGCGCCCCCCCGCAGACGUCCCCCCGGUCAUCGGGCUGACUUGUCUUUAUCCUGCUUUAGCUUCUCAUAUCUAGAUGACAUUGUAGCUGUAAGAGCCAUUACCAGGGUCUUCUAACUGAAGGAUACACACGAGAAACCUAGGAACCUGCCACAUGGGGGGUGCCCCUUAAAGUACUGCGCUGUCACCAUAGUAACUUUUAACACCCCGUUUUGUUCAUUUAAAGGGGUUUUCCACAGUUGAUCUGCUUAAAGGGGUUCUCCAGGGUUUUAUUUAAAAG